AAUCUCUCUAAUAAUAAACCCCUGAGCCAUGCAGGGGCUCGGGGCUGCAGCUCGUGGGGCCAUGGCAGGAGCCGAGGGGGAGUAGCCACGGCUGGAGAGGCAGAUCCAUGGAUGGGACACGUGUGGGGCAGGAUGCCAUGAAGAACUGCACUGACCUGGAGUACUGGGACACCCUCGUUUCCCAGUGCAUCCCCUGCAGCCUCGCCUGCAGGCAGUCCCCGGCCAGGAGGUGUGAUGCUGUGUGUGAGUCCAUGGACUGCAACAAGAGACCUGGAUUUUACUACGACGACCUUGUGAAGAACUGCAUCGAGUGCAGCUCGGUGUGCGGGCAGCACCCCAAGGAAUGUGCCCUGUCCUGCGACCCCACACCCGCAGGGCCGGCGGCAGGGCUGGAGCAGAAGGCGUGUGCGGAGCAGGAGCCGUGGCUGGUGCUGUACCUGCUGCUGGGGCUCUGCCUCUGCUCCCUCAUCUGCUCCCUGCUCCUGGGCUGGACCCACCUGCGCAGGAAGGGAGAGGGGGUCUCCUGCCAGGCCAGCGCUGGGACCUGCCACCGCCGGGAGGACCCUGCCAAAGAUCGGCUGGUGGAAGCUGGCAGCGUUGGUGACGGAUUCACCAGUAUCAGAAUCCCAGAGCCAGUGGAAACCUGUGGCUUCUGCUUCCCUGGACAUGGCUCUGCUGUACAAGAGACCAAAUCCUGUCACAGCAGCUCCUGUCACCCUGGGGAAAGAGCUGCUCCCUCCUUCUCUGGGAUCUGCAGCACGGGAAGCGCCGGGGCCAUUCCCAGCCCUGACGACGGCCACUUCAAAAUCAUCUGUUCUCCUUCCCAAGAGAAGACACCCAUGGUGUGAGCACAGUGGAUGUUCCAGCACGGGAUCAGAACGGAGGGAUGCUCCCUCUGCCCCCAAAUCAAAGCUGCUUCUCUGUUGCCAGUGACUGGAACAGCCUCUACCCAGCGCAGGCUGUGCCAAGGGCUGUAGGAUACACACGGGGUUGGAGGUUGCACAGAACUGUUUGCUUCCACUCAGGAAACUGAAUUCCCUUUAUUCCUGAGCACUCCCAGUGAAAGAAGUCGCUUCCCAUGUAGCUGCAUCUGACUUCAUCCUCCAGGGUGCAUCCUGGCCGUUGAGGACAUCUCAUGGGGGCUUUUCAUCCUGGUUCCACCACCAGCAUCCCUGCAAAGGAUCAGGUGGUGCCCACUGGUCCCCAUGGAGAGCUCACCUCUCCCUGCUUGGAGAUUCCUUCAUGUAUCAGAACAAUUUUCAACACAGCUGUAAAUGUCUCAAAUGUGGAAUUGGAUCCAAGGAUUUACUGGUGAAAUUUCUAAGGAGUCAGUGUGGGAAGCUGCACUGUCAGUUUCCAGCCAGGAGUGAUGGUGAGGCUUUGCAUCAUGACCAGGACACGAUGCUGAACAUGAGGAGCUGGGACAGGCACCAAAAUCUUCAGUGGAAUUUGGUUUAAAUAUGAAAAUUCAUCCAAGGCUGUGAUCUUUCUACAAAACUGGAUUUAUGUAUAUCUGGUCUGGGUUAUUCUGAGGAACUGGUAAAAGUGAGGAAUCAGCUGGAGAUAAAGCUGCUUUGAGAGAA
Parus major (Great Tit) is the source of this 1583-nucleotide messenger RNA. RefSeq names its product TNF receptor superfamily member 13B (gene TNFRSF13B). Gene Ontology annotation, cellular component: plasma membrane. The record is from RefSeq and is a predicted model, not a curated record. The transcript has 5 exons. The coding region runs from base 108 to 848 and encodes 246 amino acids. NCBI's taxonomy places the organism in Eukaryota, Metazoa, Chordata, Aves, Passeriformes, Paridae.